CUCUUUUAUUUUGUCCUUUUUAAAAGGGAGGCAGCCAAGAAGAAACACAACUCUUCUGAGAGAUAUUUUUUAGUGAUUAACCUUAAACAACAACAAUGUCGGGAGGGAUUGCUCGUGGUCGUCUUGCUGAGGAACGCAAAGCUUGGAGAAAGAAUCAUCCCCAUGGUUUUGUUGCUAAGCCGGAGACACUUCCAGAUGGGUCAGUGAACUUGAUGAUUUGGCACUGCACCAUCCCUGGUAAAGCUGAGACUGAUUGGGAAGGUGGUUGUUAUCCACUUACAAUUCACUUCAGUGAAGAUUAUCCGAGUAAACCGCCAAAGUGUAAAUUCCCACCAGGCUUUUUCCAUCCCAAUGUCUAUCCAUCUGGAACAGUUUGCUUGUCGAUCCUCAAUGAAGACAGUGGUUGGAGACCAGCCAUCACCGUGAAACAGAUACUGGUUGGUAUCCAGGACUUGUUAGAUCAGCCAAACCCUGCUGAUCCUGCCCAAACUGAAGGGUAUCAUAUGUUUAUUCAGGAUGUUCUGGAGUACCGAAAGAGGGUGCGCCUGCAGUCUAAGCAGUAUCCACCUCUUGUUUAAAAGAAUGUUUGUCUAAUGUUGUGGUGGCUCUAUAAUGUACGUCUAUGUUUGCUGUCAAUAGAGGACAAUGAAUCUGCCAGCUAGUGACUCUUAUUGGUAUUUGUUUAAGUGGAGAAGUAAAUAUUAAUUACUACAGGAUUUUAUCUCUGAUAGACUAUAUCUGUAGAAGAACAAGCACAGCUGCAAAUUGUUAUCUAAAUGGUGGAAAUGUGUUGAAACUUAUUUUCUUUUGCAAAAGUGGAAUUUCUAUUCAAAACAUCCAAAAA
This is a messenger RNA of Solanum lycopersicum (tomato), 844 nucleotides long. RefSeq names its product SUMO-conjugating enzyme SCE1. The record is from RefSeq and is marked validated. Gene Ontology annotation, biological process: protein sumoylation. Gene Ontology annotation, cellular component: nucleus. Gene Ontology annotation, molecular function: SUMO conjugating enzyme activity. Lineage: Eukaryota; Viridiplantae; Streptophyta; Magnoliopsida; Solanales; Solanaceae.